GAGUCUGCCGGAAAUAAAAAGAAGAAGAGCACAUGACCGGAGCGUUAGCGCUGGGGUUCUUUUUCCUCCCGCUUAAUGUUGUCAGGAAUGCAGUCUUUUUGUUUUUGUUCAGAUUACAAUUUUAUAAAGCAGUCCGUUAACAAAUUACAGUAUACAUAUAUUUUAUAAUGUCUACAGGCUCUUCGAAGAACAGUUGACAUGUCCGCUGCAAUCAUGAGUGGGACAACCAGCAAGCUCAACCUGCUGGUCAACAAGCUGCAUGAAUUUCUUGCACAUUCAGCGGUCGAGGACAGCAAUGAUACACCAAACGAAGAUCAUGAUGUACUGAUAAAUAGCAGAUCAAGAUCUCAGGCAAACCACAGUGCAGAGGCGGAGGAUACCAGAUUCUCAAAAAGAAAACCCUCAGUUGUCAUAAAGCACUCGGGGCUGGAUGAAUCUGGUGACUCAAAUGAUAGUAUGGAUGUGGAAAUAUUUAAUGUCAAUGGUGAACUUGACAUCACCAGAUUGCCAAAAGGCACUGCUGUUGUAAGACCUGAACCUGUGGAGAAUGGUAGAGAUGACUUCAGGGGUCCAGAAUUUCACAGCAGAAAACAGACUGUACUGCGUAGAGAACGACGUGGAGGUGCUGAUAGCGCAGUUAUUGUCACCUGUACAGCCUGCAGUCGUCAAGUAAAUCACUUUCAAAAAUAUAACUUGUUCAGGCAUCCUGUUCUCAAAGUGCUAAUUUGCAAGUCUUGCUACAAGUAUUACUCAAGUGAUGACAUCAGCAAGGAUGCAGAUGGAAUGGAUGAGCAGUGCCGAUGGUGUGCUGAAGGAGGCAACCUCAUCUGCUGUGAUUACUGUAGCAAUGCUUUUUGUAAAAAAUGUAUUUUAAGAAACUUGGGAAGAAAAGAACUUUCCACCAUCUUGGAGAGUAAAUGGUACUGCUAUGUUUGUAAUCCUGAGCCUCUUUUUGGCAUUGUGACCGCCUGUGACAACAUCCUGGAAAACCUAGAAAAACUUUGGCAACAGCAGCCUAAAAGAAACCGAAAUGGAGCUGAGAAGUCUGAACUGUACAUGUUGCCUACACCACAGAACAUUCCUCCAGAUAAAUGGGACCACACUGGUAUGGAUGGCAGUGUGGUGUUCAACUAUAGUGCUCUAAAAGUUUCAAAAGACAUUACUAAGAAGACCAAACAUCUAGUUGAGUCAACCAACACGUUAAAUCACACCUUUGUUAAUUUUAUACACUGUGUGACCAAAAACAAACAAGCAGCCACUGUUCGCAAACUGUACCUCAGUUCAUUUGUGUCAGUGGUCAAAGGUUUGAGGAAAUCCCUUGCUUUGUUAGAAGAAUGCCUUAAAGAAGAAUUUACUGAUUUGGAUGUACAAAACCGUUGGGACAAGUUACUAAAAGAAGACCUAAACACACAAACAAUAAAAGCCCAUUUGGGCCUUGAUGAAGCCAAUGUUAAGUGUAUAAGCAAAUUGCAAAAACUGGCGGCUGAACACUUGGAAAGCGAAGAGUCAGAUGGAAAGUCAUUGUCCAGUUCCUCUGACAGUUCUGAUGAGGACCUGGUGGUACAUUCCUCCAGGCGAAAUCGGAGUAAAUCUAAGUUGGUGUCAGAUGGCAAUAUCAGUAUGACCAAAAAGCUGGUGGUACAACUGACACCCAUGCCCUUGGACUCCAAGAACGUCUGCACAACUCCACAAGGCAAACAAGAAGUCUGUGCUGGGCCUAAGAAAUCAUCAGAAAACUGUAAAACAAAGCAAGACUCCGGUAGCAUAAAAGUUGAGCGAAAGAUGAGCCGUAAAAGCAGCAGCAGCGUGCUGGCGCCUCAGACAGAAAAAGAACAAGACAACAGGCGUUCCCCGCGUCUCAAAACCACUCCCUUAAGACGACAAAGUGACGUUAAAACCACAGAGUCACCUUUAACAAUUGACAGUGACUCUGAGGAAGGGGCCAGCACGUCUGCAUCUAAAAAGUCUGAGAAGGGUCUGAACAGAGAUGCACGCGACUCGGACUCUGACGAAAUACCAGCAGUUUUACUAGAGCGAGUUGCAAUGAUGCACAGUUCUGAUGCUGAAAGUGAUGGGGAAACUGAAGGAUCAACAAAGGUGGCCAAAAAAUGCCUCUUUUGGCUGAACAAAAACAAUAUGUGUCGAAAGCGCAAAAUGCUUGAUCACUCCCCUGACAACCAAAAUAAAAGAAAUAUCAAAGCAAGAAGGGAAAGUUCCACAGACUCUUCAAGUGACGAAGAAAAACCCCUAAAGAAAAUCCGCUUGACCCCACUGAGGUCACCUCAAAUUGUCAAACGAGAGAACAGACCAUCGCGCCAGCCUGAGUCCGACUCGACGUCUAUAUCAAGUGAAGAAGGCGAAGAUGACUCUGGAAGUGAUGAAGAUGUUCAAAGAAUGAAGCCUAUUACAGAAAAUGUGUCUGUCUUGGGGGCAGCAGCUUUCCACCAAUCAUCCGGAGAUGAAGAAGAACAGCCAGGCCCCUCGGGGCCAAUAGAUGAUGAUGAUGAUGAAGAUCCAGAAAAUAGAAUCGCUAAGAAAAUGCUUUUGGCCCAAAUCAAAGCCAACUACUCCUCGAGUGACGGUUUCUCUUCGGGCAGCGAUGGAUCAGAGUCAGAUUUACAAGUUCAAGACAAAGAAGAAAAGAUGGUCGAUAACACUGAAGUAGACUCAGCUUUGGCCUCAGAGUCCUCCGACAGCAGGCCUGACGGAGUUCUGUUCAGGCACCACCUGCUGCGCCACAAACUCACUAUCAAUGAGGAAACCUCAGGGAACAAAACAGAUAAGAAUGAAGAGCAGCUGCAGAAUAAAGCCCACACCAAAAGAAAAGACAAUGAAGCUGACAGUGACACCAAUGAUACUAUUAAUUCUGAGCUGGAGGAGCUAUGCAUGAGUGAGGAACUAAGUGAGAGUGACAAUGAAAAAACAGAGACUCCCGGUGAAGACCCACAGGCCAGUGCUGAACGCGAGACCCCCAUUUGCUACACUCUGUCUUCAGACACUGAGGGAAAGAGUGAUGAGGAGGAAACUAGUCUGAGUCAAGGGAGUCAAGGCACUCCAAAGGGUCGCAAAAAGAUCCGCAAAAUCAUUGAAGAUGGUAAUCUCCGUGCAGAAACUCAGGAAGCCAUAAAAGAGGAAGAGGAGAGGUGUAAACGCCUGGCCAACCGAGAAUCAAAGCUGGAAGAGAGAAGAGAGAUCAUAACCAUUCCUGAUGAAGCAUGUCCCAUUAUCCGCAAGCUGGUUUUGGAUGAAGAUGAAAACACCAAAGAGCCUCUCGUUCAGGUCCACAGAAACUUGGUGACUGAACUCAAGCCUCACCAGGUGGAUGGUGUUCAGUUUAUUUGGGACAGCUGCUGUGAGUCUGUUAAAAAGGCCACCACAACUCCAGGUUCAGGCUGUAUACUAGCGCACUGCAUGGGCUUGGGAAAGACACUUCAGGUGGUCACAUUUCUCCACACUGUGCUGCAGUCUAAGAUCUUAAACUUCAGAACUGCACUGGUGGUAUGUCCCCUUAACACUGUUCUCAACUGGGUCAGUGAGUUUAAGAAAUGGCAAAGAACUCUGGGAGAAGACAAAGUCAAGAUUUCACAAAUUGCUACAGUCAAAAGUCUGAGUGAAAGACUGAGUGUACUAAAAAUGUGGCAGAGAAAUGGAGGUGUGUUGAUCGUUGGAUACGAGUUGUACCGCAAUCUCUCACAAUUGCGAAAAAUCACUAAUGAGCAGUGGAAGAUUGACAUAAUGUCUGCACUGGUGGAUCCAGGUCCAGAUGUAGUUGUCUGUGAUGAAGGCCACAUUCUGCGCAAUGAUGGGUCCAGUAUCUCUAAAGCUAUGAAUGGCAUCAAAACUAAACGGAGGGUGAUAUUAACCGGCACACCUCUGCAAAACAAUUUGGUUGAAUAUCAUUGUAUGGUCAGUUUCAUCAAGAAGAAUCUGCUGGGCUCUCUGGGAGAGUUCAGGAACCGCUUCAUUAACCCGAUACAGAACGGUCAAUGUGCUGACUCCACGCCUCGAGAUGUUCGAAUCAUGAAGAACAGAGCUCACGUCCUUCACGCCAUGUUGGCCGGAUGUGUGCAGAGAAAAGAUUAUUCAGAGUUAAGUCAGUUUCUGCCUCCAAAACAUGAGUAUGUGUUGGCAGUGAGAGUUUCACACCUUCAGUGUCAGCUCUAUCGAUAUUACCUCGAUCAUAUCUCUGGGGUGUUGUCCAUGCCUGAGGGGACCAAAGCAAGGCCCGGAGCUAACCUGUUCAAGGACUUCCAGGUGCUCAGCCGAAUCUGGACUCAUCCUUGGUGCCUUCAUCUGAGUAAUGUCAAGGGAAGCCUUGAUAAGAAAAAUAAAGCCAAGCAUCAGCCUGAUGGGAACCAACGGCUUCUUUCUUUUAAGAUAAAUGAAGUUAAUGAGGACAAUGCAACCUCUAGCUCUGAUGUGAUAAUACAAGGGGAGAGAGAGUUUAACAGCUCAAGUUCUCAAUGUGCAACCAAUGACUGGUACAAGAAUAUGGUGUCUGAAAAUGAUGCUAAAGAUGCAACACACUCUGGAAAAAUAAUAUUACUGCUUGAAAUAUUAAAAAGGGCAGAGGCUCUCCAAGAUAAAGUGUUGGUGUUUAGUCAGUCACUGAUCUCCUUGGAUCUUAUUGAAGAUUUUCUAAAACAAGCUCAUCUGGCUAGAGUCACACAAGGCAAAGCUGGCAGUUGGAAAAGAAAUGUUGAUUACUAUCGACUUGAUGGUUCAACAAAUGCUUUGUUGAGAAAGAAGUGGGCUGAGGAUUUCAACAACUAUGCAAACAAACGUGGGCGACUGUUCCUCAUCUCGACAAGAGCUGGCUCUCUUGGCAUUAACCUGGUGGCAGCGAACAGGGUCGUCAUAUUUGACGCCUCGUGGAACCCAUCCUACGACAUUCAGAGUAUUUACCGUGUGUACCGCUUCGGUCAGCAAAAGCCAGUCUUUGUUUAUCGCUUUUUGGCUCAAGGCACCAUGGAGGAAAAGAUCUAUGAUCGUCAAGUCACUAAGCAGUCGCUAUCCAAUCGAGUGGUUGAUCAGCAGCAGAUAGAGAGGCACUUCACUCUCUUUGAGCUGACUGAGCUUUAUACAUUCAAGCCAGACCUGCUGGAUGAUCCUACUUCAUCCAGAGGCAAAAGAAUGUCCUCUGUGGUGCCAAAGGAUGCAGUGCUCUCGGAGUUGUUGCAGAGCUGUAAAGACCACAUUGUCUCAUUUCAUGAACAUGACUCUCUAUUGGACCACAAAGAGGAGGAGGAGCUCAGUGAAGCAGAGCGUAAAGUGGCCUGGGCAGAGUAUGAGGCAGAGUCCAAACCCGUCCCUGCUCUAGCCAGCACUAUACAGGCACCAGGAAACACAAUGCAGAAAACGAUCCAGAAUGUUUUGCAGGGCAUGACCAAUGAAAAGCUUUUGGAACUCCUAAACAAAAGUAGAGCAAAUGUAUCUACAGCGUUCAUGAGGCUGCAGAAAAUGUCAUCUCACACAAUGGUGGAGUACAUUAAAUAUGCUCGAUUGCAGUACCCACAUCUUCAGGAAGCAGAGAUACUGUCCAAGGCUGAGCUUUGGAAAGAAUGUGAUGAGAAGGCUCAGGAACGUAAUCGUGUUGCAUAUCGAGAAUCUAUUGCCCAGCAACAGGCUCUCACACUUCACAUUCAAGAUCUACUUAACGUCCGAAGAAAGAUGGCCGCACACCCUGUGAACCAGCCUGGACACUCUUGAGAAUUUCAUACUUUUUUUUUUUUGUAUUAAAAUCUGAUCUGACAGUAAAAACUCGUUGCAAGUUUAACACUACCUUUAAAGUAAUAUACAGUGCCUUUUAAACAUCACAAAAAGUUUUAAAACAUGCUUUUGAACAGGAAGUUCACUGCAAAAACAUAUUACUCUUUUGGUAGUUUUAUUUUUUUGAUACUUUUCUAUUAAUGUAUGAGUCUUAGUUUUGUUAUACUUGUUUUAUAUUUAAUUCCCAUAAUAAAUAUUUUUGUGACAAAUAAGUUGUGUUGGUAAUAUAAGUGCUAAGCUUCCAUUUGUGCCAUAAAACGUCACUCACUAAAAUAUGGCAAUUUUAUCCGUCGAUUUGUGCUCAUUUUUAGUAUUUAUGGAUUCAGCUAACAUUGAUUAGUGUACUUCGUGUUUACUAGUUAGAUAUAGUAAAACCAAGACCAGUUUCAUAUAAAUUAUAUUUAAAAGGUUAGAAAAGGUAUAAAAUAGUACAUGUACAUUAACAGUCAAUGUGCCAUAACAACAAUUUCAUGCAAUAUUUGGCAAAUUUACCAGUUAUGGUGCCCCCA
Molecule: messenger RNA, 6278 nt
Organism: Periophthalmus magnuspinnatus
Lineage: Eukaryota; Metazoa; Chordata; Actinopteri; Gobiiformes; Gobiidae
Product: transcriptional regulator ATRX-like
Exons: 34
Coding region: 199-5709 (1836 amino acids)
Cellular component (GO): nucleus
Molecular function (GO): ATP-dependent chromatin remodeler activity; ATP hydrolysis activity; ATP binding
Source: RefSeq, a predicted model, not a curated record